Molecule: messenger RNA, 3093 nt
Organism: Oryzias latipes (Japanese medaka)
Lineage: Eukaryota; Metazoa; Chordata; Actinopteri; Beloniformes; Adrianichthyidae
Gene: fam161a
Product: FAM161 centrosomal protein A
Biological process (GO): cilium organization
Cellular component (GO): cilium
Source: RefSeq, a predicted model, not a curated record
GGCGCCGCUUGCGUCAUACGAGCGCGGGGCAGUCCUAACGCACGCGACUGCAGGCCAGCUGGACAACCGGGACUAUGAGAAAGAGCAAUGACCUUCUGUGGAAAAAACACCUCGUAGCAAGUUGGUCUAAUUUUCAGAAACGCUUCUGACAAACAUCCUUUUUAAUGGAGGCCGGACACUUUAGGAGGAGUAGAUGUCAGCGGAGCUCCUUCAUGCUGAGCUCACCUUUGUGUUCCAACCAUAUGGCUCUGAUCAUUGUGACUGCAGGAUAAUGAGCUUAGUCCUGAAGACCUUACUGCCCCUCAACAGGGCAGCAGUGUUCUUUAGGGCAUAGAAGUGAAAACAAACUUUUAAUAAAUUCAUGUAGGAAGCCUUCAAAUACCUGUUAAUUAACAUGAUGAUCCUUGAGUGACCUUUGGGCAUUUCAGCUGGAGUUUUGGGACUCGGGCUCGGAUUUCUGUGAUGAGGACUGUCUGGGGAUGGGAGGAGCUCACGUGGGGGGCAGCUUCAGGGCAGCCGUCGACCGCCUGGACCUGAGUGAAAUCUUCUUCUCCAAUGAGGAAUACUACAGCAAGCUGGAGGAGCUGAAGAGGGCCCACGAACGCACCAUGGCAGAGCUGGAAAGCAUGUACCAGCAGAAGCUGCAGCUCAGGUCCGGUGAAGCUUUUGAUAUGAAGGCCCUGGAUAUCGGUCACAGACUACAGUGGACAAAUAUGAGUCCAGCAACGUCACGUCACUGUUUGAGGAAGUCCCACUCUGCAGGCGAACUCAGGCGAGAUUCUGUGCUGUCCGACUCUUCAGAGGAGGACGAUGCUCCCAACGAUGUGGAGAAAGGUCUGCUUUUCUCUCCCAAGGAGCACAUCAAGAACAUGUGGAGGGAUUUCAAAGUGUCCUCGUACAACCACCAGCUGUCCUCCUCCCUGCAGAGUCUGCAGGGGGGGCAGAAGAAGGCCCAGCAGAGGAGGCAAGGGAAGAAGAGCGGACGGCGGGACAAACACAGAGUGACCGUCCCAAAGCCUUUCCACAUGACUCUGCGGGAAGCCCAGAGGCGAAAGCUCGGCAUAAAGACGCGUUCAGAGAUCGAACUGGAGAACAUGGAGCUCCGUCGACAGCUGGAGGAGGUGACAGAAUGCCAGAGAAAGUUCCGUGCCAGCCCGGUUCCCGCGCACGUUCACCUCCCGCUCUACGAAGAGCUCCGGGAGCGAAGCGAGGAGAGGCGACGGACCCUGCAGGAGCGAGAGGAGAAGCAUCUCGGAACCGUUCAGAAGCCCUUCAGCUUCAUAGAGAGAGAGCGGCUGAAGAAGGAGCAGAAACAGCAGGGUCAGCCGUCUGACCAGGAGAAGGUCAAACCCUUCAAGGCUAAGCCCGUCCCCAAGUCUGUGUACGCUGCAGCUUCAGGAGAACAACUGAAAGAGGAGCAGCUGUACAGGUCCAUCAAGAUCCAGAUGAGGGCCCAGGAGAUGCUCCAGAGCUCGUCCAUGCCGCCCAGCAUGCUCACUCGACGUCUCAGUGACCGUAAGAAGAACAAAGAUGGCUCUGCAGCGGAAGGAGCUGGCAGCUUCUCCCACCGGCCACAAAUCAACAAAGAAGUUCCAGACUUUGACGCCAAGCACAGACGCUUCCAGAAGCACCUGGAGAAGCGAAAGGAGGUCAAACCCACCACCACAUGUGAGCCCUUUGAACUGAGGACGUCACAGAUCUCCUCCCACAAAGAGCGCAUCCUGGCCGAACUGGAGAAAGAGCAGAGCAGCCCUCGGAUGCGGCGCUGGCCGUGCGUCAGCCCCGGAGCCGUGCGCACGCCAAACUCCAGCCUCUGCUCAUCGCUCUCAGGCAGCCUGGAACUCCUACCUGCCAAAAUCACAGACGCCACAAAAAAACGCCACGAGGCCGUGAGAAAGGCGCUGGAGCAGAGGAAGAAGGCUGAAGAGGAGGAGGAGCGCUGGAAAGAAAAGCAGAGGCAGAGAGAGAAGAAGCUGCAGAGGGAGGUUUUAAAACGCGCCCAAGCCAACGACCCCCACCUGGCCCUUUCACAGACCAACCAGAGCAAACUGAAAGAGUUCAGGAAACAAGACAUUCAGCGCAAAAAGGAAUACAAGCAGGAGGUUAAAGAGAUGCAGCAAAGAGUGAGAGGAAGACCACUGCUGUUGGAGCAGGUUGCACAGAGGAAUGCCAAGCAGGCAGCAGAGAAGCGCUACAUCGACGCCCUGCACGGAUGUGACCUGACUGAGGAGUUCAUCAAAGGCAAGGCCCCGGAAUCAGCUUCACUGCGCAAAGCAUCUCUAUCCAGUGACAACAGACAGAGUGAGGUGGAGGAGGCAGAAACGGAUUUUGAACGUGUUCAGUUCCGAAGGGUCUUUGUGGAUGAUGAAGACACUGAUAAUCCAGGUGGAAGAGAAGAGGAGGAGGAGAAUGGAAAAGCUUCAUCGAGCCUCCAAAGCAGCGGCGACGCCAGUGAUCCCAACACAGACGAUGACAACCAAAGCAAUGAGCAGCACUACUCUGAUGAAAGUUACCACUACUCGGAUGAUCAUGAGAGUUACUCAGAGGACAGCCAGCCCGAUGACAGCAAACAGCAGGAAACAGAACCGUGAUCUCAACGUGGGAGUCGCACAACUUCCAAUGUUUUAAUAUUUUAAUAUGUUACAGGAACGGUUAACACCAAGAAUGAAAGAUGAAUGAAAAGAGAUAGACAGUAACUAGCAGUUGUUUAUUCUUCCUAAGAAAAUAAAUGCUCUGUUUUGGACUCAUUGAUUUCAAACCGUUUGUGGAUAACUUUGAAUUAUUAGAAAAAGAAUCCUACAUUUUAAGCAUCUCUGAUCAUCUUUACUGUAUGUAUCUGUAGUGUAUUUACAUUUUCAUUUCAGUGCUCUUCAACACAUUUCAUUAUUAUAUUUAUUCGUUGCUUGAGCUGGAAGUGGAAGAUUCUACUUUACAAUUGCGUUUGAAGGUUUGUUGGAAAUUAAGACUUUUUUAGCAGAUAUUUUUUAAAGUCCCUACCUGAGCAUCUUUUGAUUUUUUUUUAAAAGUUUUUCCAGUGGGUCUUUUAUUUAGGAUUGUACUGUUUUUACCCAAAAAUAAAAAAAAUAAAACGGU